AUGUUUAAAAACCUAAAAAAUCGACUGGAUAAUGAAGCUGGGAAGCUGAAGCAGUCCGCCCAGCAAUACACUGAACAAAUCGCUGCACAAGUUGGACAAUAUAGACAAGCCAUGAACGAGCAGGCAACUGGUAGUGACGCAAACGCUUCUAUUUCUAAAAGGUUUUUGAACUCUGUUACAGGAACCACUAAUCCUGAAGCCGGAGAGUCGAAAGUAGAAGACCUUGCGGACGUAUCAAUUGAAUCCUCCUCGGCCAUUAUGUCUGAAAUUCCGGAGGCGGACCUCCUCGGUCUUGGUCUCUCUUCCACGGAAUCACCGAGCAAUCGACGUCGUCGUUCACCAUCAGCAGAAUCGACACAUUCCAACGAGAGCACCUUGGCUUCUCUUCUUCAAUCAAUUCCCAAUGUGAUAUCAUCCGCCUUUGAAACAAUACCAUCCGAUUCUGAAAGUGUGACUAGCGAAGCAUUUUCCGUGCGGUCUACAAACGAUCCGGCGUACAAUUCCCGUUUGAAACAACGUCUUGCGAGUUAUAAAGCCAAGUACCGUGAUGCUGUUCACCGUCAUAACAGACUUGUUGAUGAAGUAACAGCGACAAAGAAGAUUCUAGAAACGACGCAAGACGAAUGUCUCCAGAAAGUUGAAAAACUGCGUUCCGAAAAACGGGUUCUCGCUGAAAAGCUUCGUGAUUCUGUCGGGAACCGUGACGGAAAAGACGAUUUAGAGAAAAAGUGCGAGGACUACAAACGGAUGUUAGAGCAAUGCAAAAAUAAGAUCAAGGCGUUACAACAGGAGAAAAGAGAUCAGUUGAUAAAUGUAGAUGACGAUGAGAGUCCUCGUAUCAAAGAGUUGGAGUCAAGAAUUCAGAAAACAGAAGAGGAAUGGACUACGAGAAUCAAUGAAAGCGAUCAGCAACAUGCUAUCGUUUUAGCUACCACGAAAGCUGAAAUGCACGGUGCAUUGGAGAAAAAAGAUUCUGAAAUUGAACAAUGGCGAAGAAAAUGCGCCGUAUUGGAGCAACAGGAUGCCGACGCAAAUCAACGAUGGAAUGAAAAAGUGGAGAAACUUCAAGCCAUGAACAAAGCGUUAGAAGCCGAAAAUAAUGAAAUGAUUGACAAACUAUCGGAAGCGAAAACUCAAGGAGUGAAAGCAGUUUUAGAGGAGGAAGAGAAGAAAAGAAACAUCCUGGAAUCAGAUUUGAACGAGGAAAUCGAACGACUCAAGGAAGAAAUUGAGAAGAUGACUUUGGAAAUGUCAUCUUACAAAGUCAGACUGGAAGCGAAAGAAUCGAGCGAGUUUGAUGAGCACAAUGAAGAUAUCGAAACACUCAAACUAGAAAUCGCUUCCGUUCGAUCAGAGAAAAUUGAUUUGGAGUCAAAAGUGGCAGAUCAUGUUUCAAGUUUUGAUAUCUAUAGAGCAGAAGCUGAGAAGACGUUAGCUGCCGCGAAAGAACAAUUCGGAAAGAAGGUCAGCGAGUGUGACAAGUGGCGCGAGAAGUACGAGGAGCGGGCUGCCGCUUCCGAUCACAUCGCCACCGUCGAGUUCGAGACACAGGAGACGGAAGCUCAUCGCAUUCUGGAAUUCGAAGUGGAAAAAAAGACUUUGACCGAAAAAUGUGAGAAUCUGAUUUCCAAAUUCGAACAGGCUGAGAAGGAGAAAAAUGAAAUGGCGAAACAACUAUCACUGCUUCAACAAGAAAUGCUCGAAAAAUGUGACGCUCUUCAGAUAGAACUGAACGAGGCCAGAGCUUUGAGAGAGGAGACGCAGAGAAAGUACGACGAUGUUGCACAGAAAGCCGAACAGAUGCAAACGGAAUUGGACCAGAACAAGAAGGAUGUGGCUAAUGAGAAGGAAGCUUUCGAGAAGGAGAAGGAGCAGGAACGCGCUGAGCAACUGAAUAAAGCUUUCGAGAAGCUGGUAUGUUUUAGAAAGGUUUUGAAUUGUAUGUUUCUGUUUUCUUUUCAGGCUGAGGAACAGAAAACUCUUCAAGAUGUUAGCAAAAGAUUGGAAAAGUCAGAAGAAGAUGUAGCAUUGUCUCAAAAAUCUAUCGAAGAGUUGACACAACAGCUUAGCGCGUCACAAAAAGAAACUACUGAAGCCCACGCUCAAUUGAGCGAAGUCAGUACAAAGUUGGAUGGUUCACAGGUACUAAAAAAUGUUAACUUCCCAAUAAGAUUCCACAACAAAAAUAUUUUCCAGACAUCGCUCAAGGAAUUUUCGGAACUGGUGGAGUCGCUGAAACUGCAACUUGUCACAUCGGAGAAACAAAAAGAUGACGCCGUGGAACUCCUCAAACAAAAACUAGAAGACAUCGAGAAAAAUUUCAGUGAAGUAACUUCACAGAAGCAACAUCUUCAAGAAUCUAUGACAGCCGAAUUGAAGACUCAUGCUGAAUCCACCGAGUCCUUGAAAAAACAACUAGAAGAAGCGCAGGCAUCUGUUGAGAGUUUGAAGAAAGAAGUUGAGAAUGAGCGUAAUCUGAAAUCAGCGAUAGAAUCUCAUGAGAAUACAGCAAUUUCUGAAAUGAAAAAGCAAAUGGAGACUGCCAAGAAAGAACUUGAGACAUGUGAAAAGGAAAAAUCGACAUUGCGAGAUCAUAUGGAACGUAUUCAGAAGGAUCAUGAUUCUGGAAAAGAGGAAAUUCAAAACCUACAGAAAACCUGGGAGGUUGAAAUGAUCAAAAUCUCCAAAGCUACUGAAGACGAGAAAUCAGCUCGAGAGCAGCUACUGAAGGAUUUAGAAGUUCUCAGGGAAUCGUCGAAACAGGUCGAAGUUGAAAGAGAUGCUGAAGUUGAUAAAAUUCAGGAGCAUCUCAAAGUCUCUCAAGAGCACCAAACAGCUCUGAAUCAAAAGAUUCAGGAGCUUCAGGAUGCUCUCAAAGAAUCACAAGAUCAAGUAAUUGAACUAAAGACUGCAUCAUCCAAUAUGACUUCUGAAACCGAGCAGAAUGUAGCAGAAAAUGCAAGUUUACGAAGCUCUGUCGAACAAGCCGAAAAUAUCCAGAAGUUCCUGCAAGAGGAAAUUCAACAUCUCAAGACUUCUUUAGAAGCUUCCGAGGCGAAAGCAGAAGGACUUCUGACUAGCACAUCAUCUGACACUGAGAAGCAUUCUGAAGAAAUUUCAAAACUACGUUCCUCUCUCGAAGAAGCAGAAUCCCUUCAAAAGACUUCGACCGAUGAAAUUCACCGGCUGCAAGAGUCCCUCAAGAAUUCACAAGAGCAAUGUCAAUCGGCCCAGGCGAGAGUUUUGGAACUGGAGAAACAAGAACAGCAGAAAUCUUCCGAAGAAUCAAAUCAGAUGCAGAUUAUGCAGAGAGAUCUCGAUGCAUCCCAUCGGGAAAAUCGAGAACUCCAAGAAAAGUGCCAAGUAUUAACCGAUUCAUUGAGUACAGCCAACGAAAGCGUUCAGUCACUAACAUCUACAACGGAGGUGUCAAAAUUGGACAACGAAUCUCUCAAACAACGAAUAGAGAAGCUAGAGAAAGAGAUACAAGCAAGAGAACAAAAUGAACAAGCUCUUACUGAAGAGAUAAACGUAUUAACAACGUCCUUAGCCGAAAAGGAACAACAAAUGGCCCAAGUUAACGAUCUCCAAACUAAACUACACCAGAUGGAAGUCGAGAAAGAGGAGCGUGUUGAAUCAGUAAAAGUACAAUUGCAACAAGCCGCCGAGAGCUCAAGUUCUGCAACGCAAAUCUCUGAAUCACUUCGUAGUGAAAUUGAGCAAUUGAAGACGAAAAUUCGAGAGACCGAGGAUGCCAAGAUUCAAAAUUCGACGGAAGUGGAACAAAAAGUAAACGAACUUAACGACUUGAAUGAGAAGAUGCGUGUCGAGUUUAUCGCGAAGGAAAAAAUAAUUUCCGACUUGCGCGCAGAACUCGCAGCAAUCAACAAUGAUCUUGUCGUUCAAAAAGCAAAGGUCGAAAAAUCGAAAAUGGACAUGGAUGAACUUGAAUCGAAGGAGAAGAGAGCUGCAUCUGAUCGUGAAAAUGAGAAACAGGAGGAAAUUCGAUUGAGAGAAACGUUUGCCAAAGAACUAGAAACCAUGGGAUCAGCUUUAGAGGCAAAAGAAACCGCUUACAAUGAGUUGAAACAGAGGGCUGAGAAGAAGAUCGCUAAGUUGAACGCGCAAUUUGAAGAGAAAUUGAAAGCAGAAGCUGAGAAAUUGGUUAAUGCUCAGAAGAAUCAGGAUGAGGCUUCUGAAUCUCGAAUCAAGGAGCUCGAAGCGUCAUCAGAGCAGUCCAAACUGGAGCUGGAACAACGAUUGCGAAGCUUAGAAGAAUCACUAAAAUCAAUUCAAUCGGAGAACGACGCUCUGAAACUGAAGGAAGAAGCUGCUGAAAAAGAAAAGGGACACUGGGAAGUAGAGAAAGAAAUGUUAGAAGGAGAAGCGAAAGAACUUGCGGAGAAAAUUGAAGGACUGGAGUCGGAAGUAAAACGAUUGACGGUUGCUAAUGAGAGCAAAGCAGCGAAAGCUGAUACUGAUUCGAGAAAAGUGGUACGGGAACUACAGAAGGAAGUUAAGCAAUUAUACAACGAGUUGAACGACAAGAACCAACAAUUCGAUGCCCUUCACGAAGAAUUUACAAAUCUCAAAUCAACCAGUGAAUCCGUUCAAAACGGCCAGCUUCAAGUUCAAAAACAACAGGAUGACGAAGACAGAAGAAGUGAAUUUUCGUACAAAGAAGAGAUUGCAUCGCUGAAGCAAAAGCUUGACGCUUCCCUAAACGAAGCAGAUGACCUUCGAAUGCAAGUUUCUCGUAACGACAAGAACCCUCGAUCGAAUGGAAAUGCAGUCAAAACGAAAACGCCAUCGAUGGAAUUACACGGAAUUGCUGACCCAGCAGAAGCUGAGUAUCUCCGGAAUGUACUGUACCGGUACAUGACUAAUAGAGAAGCUCUUGGAAAAGAGUCUGUGACUCUCGCUCGUGUCAUUGGAACUGUAGCUCGUUUCGACGAAUCUCAAAUGAAACAAGUGAUAGCCAGUGAAGAAACGAGACAAGCGAGUUGGGCUGCGGCUCUCAACAGAUCAUAA
This is a messenger RNA of Caenorhabditis briggsae, 5031 nucleotides long. NCBI's taxonomy places the organism in Eukaryota, Metazoa, Nematoda, Chromadorea, Rhabditida, Rhabditidae. Bases 1 to 5031 code for a protein of 1676 amino acids. The transcript has 16 exons. The record is from RefSeq and is a predicted model, not a curated record. Gene Ontology annotation, biological process: Golgi vesicle transport. Gene Ontology annotation, molecular function: small GTPase binding. Gene Ontology annotation, cellular component: Golgi apparatus.